AUGGCCUGGGAAGAGACGGACAAGGCUCUUGCCGAGCUUCUCAGGAAACUGCCCCAGGCCGCCGUUCUCAUCACAUUUCUAGCCAUCGCUGCUAUCUUCACCUAUGUUGCAAACAGAAAUCCGGAACUGUUCAAAUCAGAUCCUCCCUUCUGGGAGAAGCCAGUACAACAGGAGACGCAAGAGCGACAGACUCCGGCGAAACAGACCUCAGCUCAAGGAACACGAGACCCUCAGAAAGACUUCCCUCCGCCUCCACCCAUCCUCAAAGCCUCCGACCACAUCAACGACGGCAAACACCACCUCCUCCUCUGCGCAACUGGCAGCGUCGCAACGAUCAAACUCCCCUCCAUCAUCUCCGCACUCUCGACGCACAAAAACCUCUCAAUCCGCGUCCUCCUCACCCCCUCCGCCUGCGAAUUCCUCCAAUCCCAAUCCUCCGAACAACCCUCCCUAGCAUCAAUCUCCCACCUCCCCAAUGUCGACGGCCUCUACCUCGACGCAGACGAAUGGCGCAAACCCUGGGUCCGAGGCGACAGUAUCCUCCACAUCGAACUCCGCCGAUGGGCAGAUCUCAUGGUCAUCGCUCCAUUAUCCGCAAACGCAUUAGCGAAAAUCGCAUUAGGCAUGAGCGAUAGCAUGGUAUACUCCGUUGCAAGGGCUUGGGAUACGACGGGGAUGAUUGAUGAGGCUAGGCCGGGGAUUCGAUUGCCUUAUGCUGCGGGGAUUGAAGGCGUGAAAGAUGCGAGGAAGAAGGGGAUUGUGGUUGCGCCGGCGAUGAAUACGGCUAUGUGGAAUCAUCCGGUGACGAAGAGACAUUUGGAUGUUUUGGAGGGCGAGUGGAAUGUGAGGAAUGGAGGGUGGGUGGAGGUUUUGAGGCCGAUUGAUAAGGGAUUGGCUUGUGGGGAUAAGGGCGGAGGGGCGAUGAGGGAGUGGAAAGAGAUUGUGCAGGUUGUGGAAGAGAGAUUGGGGUUGAAGAGUAGCGGCGAGAGACAAGGAAAGGAAGACUCUGAAGCUGAGGGAUACGUGGCCAUUGACCGGAGGUGA
Messenger RNA from Cercospora beticola, 1044 nucleotides. RefSeq lists its product as uncharacterized. Gene Ontology annotation, molecular function: phosphopantothenoylcysteine decarboxylase activity; FMN binding. Gene Ontology annotation, biological process: coenzyme A biosynthetic process. NCBI's taxonomy places the organism in Eukaryota, Fungi, Ascomycota, Dothideomycetes, Mycosphaerellales, Mycosphaerellaceae. The record is from RefSeq and is a predicted model, not a curated record. Gene Ontology annotation, cellular component: phosphopantothenoylcysteine decarboxylase complex.